Molecule: messenger RNA, 4013 nt
Organism: Amphibalanus amphitrite
Lineage: Eukaryota; Metazoa; Arthropoda; Thecostraca; Balanomorpha; Balanidae
Product: transcription elongation regulator 1-like
Exons: 16
Coding region: 164-3583 (1139 amino acids)
Cellular component (GO): nucleus
Molecular function (GO): RNA polymerase binding; transcription coregulator activity
Source: RefSeq, a predicted model, not a curated record
CCGCUAGAAGUUUCCGUGGAUCGUCGAUUUGAGCGAUUGGCUGUCAUUGAAUGUGCUGUUAAUCGUGAUAACUAUAUCUAGCUUUGCUCUUGAGCACUGGACGCAUUGCGGUUUUUAGCUUUCUACUUUCUGGACUACAAUUCUGCAUAGUGCACACUGCACCAUGGCCGACAUAGAACAGGGUGAUGGAGAUCAUGAUCACUCGGCUGAUCCUGGAAACCAUGAAUCGACCGGCAAAGGCGAUAUUCAUGAAGAUCAUUCAGAAUCAGAAAUGCACAAUGGUGGACCAGGACAUCACAUGGAUCAAAUGGAAGAUAUGCAUGGUGGUGGCCCUGACUUCGGAGGGCCAGACUUUGGCGGCCCCAUGAGAGGGGGAUUUUGGAGAGGACCGCGGCCUGGUGGCCCGCCUGGACCCCCAUGGCGCGGGCCGCCGCCGCCCCGAUUCCGUGGCCGCGGUGGUCCGCCCGGCCCGCCAUGGAACGGUCCGCCGGGCCCGCGCGGUCCGUGGCGGGGCCCGCCUCCGCCACCGUUCUUCCGCGGUCCGCGGCCGCCGUUCCGGGGUCCGCCGCCGUUCGACCCUAACUGGGGCCCGCACCCGGGCAUGAUGGGUCCCGGUGGGCCGAUGGGGCCAUACCCGCCGGGCCCGCCGGGUAUGGGCGGCCCGGGCAUGGGCCCGCCGCCGGGGCACUGGGGCGGCCCGAUGGGCCCUCCGUCCGGGCCGCCGCCGUUCUCGGGCCCGCCGCCGGGCCACCACUCUGCUCCGCCGCCACAGUUCGCCGGCGGAAUGAACCUCGCCAACGUCUGGGUGGAGACCAAAAACGACGAGGGGAAGCUGUACUACUACAACGCCCAGUCGCGGGAGACCACGUGGACGCAGCCGGAGGGCGACGGUGUCCGCAUCCUCACCCAGCAGGAGGUGGAGCAGAUGACUCAGUCCGUGGGCGGCCAGGCCGGCGCCCAGGCGGCCGCACGCGCCAAGACAGAGGGAGAGGCGGACGGCGCGGACGGAGAGAACAGCGAGGACUCGGCCAACAAGGACUCGGCCGGCGGUGGGGAGGCCGUUGCCGCGCCCGGCACCGGUGCUCCGGCCGGUCCGGGCGGCGCCGCUGGUGGCCAGGGGGUGGCGUCUGGGCCGCCGCCGUUCGCGGGCGGCCCGCCGGGCGCCGGAGGUGGCGGCGGCGGCGGUCCGUUCAACAUGCCGCCGCCGUCCUGGGUGGGCGGCCCGUGGGGCGGCAGCCCGGCCGGCUGGGGAGGCCCCGGCGCCGGCGGGCCGCCCGCCGCCGCCCAAAUGGCGCCGCCCUCCCAGCAGGUGAUUCAGGGAGCGCCGUCUGUCGACAACAAGGAGCUGGACCCGGAGCUGGUGGCCAAGGCGGCCGAGUGGACCGAGCACACGGCGCCCGACGGACGCAAGUACUACUACAAUGCCAAGCUGCAGCAGUCCGUCUGGGUGAAGCCGCAGGCCAUCGCCGACCUGGAAGCCGCCCGGCUGGCCGCUCAGCAGCAGGUGGCCGCCGCCGCCGCCGCCGCCGUGGCUGCCGGCGAGAUCAAAACCACUGAGCCGCUCGAGGUGAAGCCCGCCCCGGCCGCUGCCGCCCCCGCGGCGGCGGCAGCAGCAGAGGACGACCACGAGUCGGCCGAUGACGGGAUGGACGUGGAUGACGACGAGUCGUCACAGUCGGCGCCGGAAACCAAGGAGGAGCCAGCGCCGGCCAAGCAGGAGGACAAGAGCCGUCCGGUCAGCUCCACGCCCGUGCCCGGCUCGCCCUGGUGCGUGGUGUGGACCGGGGACGGCCGGGUGUUCUUCUACAACCCGUCGACGCGCACAUCCGUCUGGGAGCGUCCCGAGGAACUGAACGGCCGCACUGACGUCGACAAGAUGCUGCAGCCGCCCAAACAGGAACCCGCGGAGAGCAAGGACGACGAGCCGCCCGCCAAAAAGGCCAAGGUCGAAGAGACCAAAAAAGAAGUGAAGGAGGAGGCGCCCAAGAAGAUCGACGUCGGGAAGGAAGCGGCUAUCGAGGCGGAGGUGCGGGCCGCCCGUGAGCGGGCCAUCGUGCCGCUCGAGAUCCGCAUGAAGCAGUUCAGGGACAUGCUCGCCGAGAAGGAGGUGUCAGCGUUCAGCACGUGGGAGAAGGAGCUGCACAAGAUCGUGUUCGACCCGCGCUACCUGCUGCUCACCUCCCGCGAGCGGAAGCAGGUGUUCGACAAGUACGUCAAGGAGCGCGCAGAGGAGGAGCGACGCGAGAAGAGGAACAAGAUGCGCGAGACAAAGGAGGAGUUCCGCCGACUGCUGGCGGACGCCGACCUCAACGGAAAGUCUUCGUUCAGCGAGUUCGCUCAAAAGUACGGUAAGGACGAGCGGUUCCGCGGCGUGGAGAAGAUGCGGGAGCGCGAGAGUCUCUUCAACGAGCACCUGCUGGACAUCCGGCGGAAGGAGAAGGAGGAGCGGGCCGCCCGACGCGAACAGGUCAAAAAAGACUUCUUCGCGAUGUUGCGCGAGGACAAAACGAUCGACCACCACGCGCACUGGUCGGACGUUAAGAAGCGGCUGGACACGGACUCUCGGUACCGCGCCGUGGAGUCUUCUAGUCAACGUGAGGACUGGUUCCGUGACCACAUACACGACCUCAAAGAGGAGCGUCGCCGCGAGAAACGCAAGGAGAAGGAGAAGAAAAAGAAGCGCAGCCGCAGUCGCAGCAAGGAGCGACGCAGCAAGAGCCGCGAGGCGAAGAAGGAGAACGGAGACUCGCGCGAGAGCGAGGAGAGGAAGUCCGACGCCGAGAGCAAGACCCGCGAGGACGGCGAGAAAACGGACGAGGACUCUGAGGAGGAGGAGGAGCGCCGGAAGAAGGAGACCGAGGAGCGCGAGAAGCAGGAGCGCGUGCAGGCCUCGCUGCGCGAGCGAGAGCGAGAGGUGCAGCGCACGCUGGCAGAGCACCUCCGCGAUCGGGACAAGGAGCGUGAGCAGCACAAGCACGCCGAGUCCGUGCAGCACAUGCUGGCCGUGCUGGCCGACCUGGUGCGAACCACCGACAUCACCUGGCGAGAGGCCAAGAAGGUUCUCAAGAAGGACCACCGCUGGCAGCUGCUCGACGGCCUCGACAAAGAGCAGAAGGAGAAACUGUUCGAACAGCAUGUGGAACAGCUGUCCAAGAAGAAAAAGGAAAAGUUCAGGGAGUUGCUGGACGAGAUGAACGUGGAUCUCACCUCGUCAUGGAAGGAAGUUAAGAAGAUGAUCAAGGACGACGUGCGGUAUUCCAAGUUCUCGUCCAGCGAUAGGAAAUGUGAGCGCGAGUACCGCGAGUUCAUCAAAGACAAACUGGUCGUGGCCAAGAGCGAGUUCCGUGAGCUGCUCAAGGAGACCAAAAUCAUCACACACGAGUCGCUCAAGAAGAUCACCGACAACGACCAGCACAUGAAGGACAUCCUGGAGGUGCUGCGCAAGGACAAGCGGUACCUCCAGCUGGACGAUAUUGCCGAGGAGCGCGAGCAGAUCAUAGUUGCCCACCUGGAGGAGCUGGACAAGCGCGGUCCGCCGCCGCCACCCACCGCCAGUGAGCCUUCACGCCGGCUCGUCAAGUAGCCUCUGCGCGGGUGGUGUGAAUAUGCUACGACUAUCCGGCAGGGAGGGCCUGGUGCGCCCGGCGCCGAGUGCUGAGUGAAUUCGGUGGGACGCGGCCGUGGCGCGCGGCAAUGAUAGUGCUCGGCGGUGUGCCACGGUGGCAGGCGGUAACCGACCCUGCCUGUCGGCGGGCACGGGCCCGGCGCCCGGCCGUGUCCAGUGGUCUAGUGACGGGUCAUGAGUUGGGCCCGCUUUUAUCCUGCGUUAUUGACUAACCGUGAUUGGAUUUGUUUGCUGACGAUUGGCUAUCCCCCGUCAUUGGGGCUCACUUGCAAACAAGUCACGGUAUUAUUCGAACGAUCACUUGUCCCGACAUCCCCACGCCUGAAAAUCUGCAAUUGCCAUCGGGGAAGUGUGCUGCACGUGAACGAAUACACUGUCUAUGAGUGAA